AUGGAGCAGCAAGUUCUCGAAUUACUACAAGCGACAACACGGCCAGACACUGUCGUCAUUAGGGAUGCUGAGCAGGGGCUCUUACGUCUCCACAGCCAGCCGGAAUUUCCUUUCGCGCUUCUCACUAUCGCGUCACACAAUGACAUCGACUCUGGAUCUCGAAAGGCCGCACUCACGGCGCUGAAGGGUUAUGUCCAAGCCACUUGGUCUCCACAAUUCGACGAAACAUUCAAGGGAACUACGUUUCUUGAUGAUGCCGGCAAAAGUCGAGUGCGCGAUCAAAUCUUUGCCAUUUGUACCGUUGAAGGCGACCAGGUCCCCAAAGACUCCGCGAUCCAAGCACUGGCUGCUGGUGUCGCUAGCAGAAUUGCCAGCGUUGACUUUCCAGAUGCCUGGCCGACAUUGUUCCCUUCCCUUUUGACGAUAUUGAACACAUCCACCAGCGAUGCCCCAGUCCACGGUGCUCUGCGGGUUCUCGCAGAAUUGAUCGACUCGGGUUUGACCGAAGAACAGUUCUUCAUGGUCGCUCGUGACUUGGUGAAUGGUUUACAACAUGUGGCCACAGACAACAACCGAGGGCUCGUUGUCCGAGCCAUGACACUGAACGUAUUUCGCUCGUGUUUCGAAAUGCUGGAGAUGGUUAUGGGAGACCACGGAGCCGCUGUGAAAGCAUUCUUGGACGAAUCAAUGAAAUCUUGGAUGCCAUUUUUCAUGGAGAUUCUGAAAGCACCUCUACCAAUCUCCGACUCCUCGGCUGUGGCUAUUGACCAAUCCGAGACCAAUCUCCGUGGGCUUGUGGCCUUGAAGGUGCAGGUUGUAAAGACUCUUGACAAGUUGAGAUCAGUCUAUGUCCACGCCAUCUCCCCCCACGCCGUCAGUCUAUUCCUAAUUGUCUGGGAGGAGUUGUCGAGGAUAGCGUCCCCAUACGCAGAACUCUUCAUCGAAGGCACUGCUGAAGGAAAACUGGUGGAUAGCGACAACCUACCGUGCAGCUUGGAUGCACUGGUGCUCGAAGAAAUUGAUUUCUUGCAAGUCACAAUGAAGGCACCACCUGUUCGAGCAGAGUUGUCAUCACAGAUGAAACAAUUAGGUGACGCUCAACACACUGUUCAAUGGCUACAAGAGCUCAUUAGAGUCUUGGUGCUCUACGCAAGGAUACCUGCCGAAGAAGAAGGCCUGUGGGAGUACGACUCAAACUUGUACCUCUCUGAAGCCACGUCACUCACAGCGAACUACACUCCCCGAGCCGCUUGUGGCGAACUCGUUGUCCGAAGCCUUGGAGAAUGGCUGAAGCAAAUGCCAAUUGUUGCCAUGCUUCAUUUCAACCAGCAUGCCUUCUCCAAUCCUUCGACAAGCUGGAAAGAACGGGAAGCCUUACUGUACCUUCUCAAUCAAUGUGUAAUAGACGUCAGUGAGGUGUCCGGAAACCUUGACUCAGCCAUUGCAUCCGCGCUUCUGGAGCAGGUCUCUGUCUUUCUGCAAGAUUCUCAUGCUUUCAUGCGUUCAGCCGCGCAGCUUCUACUGGGCGCUUUCUUCAAAGUCGCCGGAAACGACUAUGCAGCGGCCGGCGCUGCGUCAUUCACCAAUGCCGUCAAUGCAGCUGUGAGCGAUCCUUCUGAAGUCGUGAAGGUCGCCUGCUUGAAUGCCAUUCCGAUGUACCUAGAAGCGCUCCCCUCGAAUGUCACGCUGCCAAUGCAGGGUGCAAUCGUCAAUGCAGUUGCCGAGUACGUCUCUUCGCAUGAUCUGAAGGACGAACUUGAAGAUGCAGACGACGUCAAGGCUACUUUGAUACAAGCACUUCGCGAUGCCAUCAUGCUUGAUACGACGAACAUCACAGAGACAAAUGCAAUUGACCUUUUCUUCACGCUCGCUUCCGACAGCGCUGGAAACUUCCAAUUGUUCACACUCCUUACGGAGGCAUUCGAGGGCAUUGUAUCCUCGGUAUCCUCUCACGGUCAGGAGAACUACGUCCGUCUAUGCUCCAAGACCAUUCCCUCCUUGACUGGCGCGUUCGAAGUAGCUAGCAUGACCCAGAUGUCUGAAUUGACCAAUCUCGCUGCCGAACUCGUCUCUGCUCUCGCUGAGUUCGGAUCCGAACCACUUCCCGCGGGCUUUGUAUCGGCUGUCAUGCCCAAACUGCAGCGCGUUCUCAUGGAAGCGACCGAUGCUGAGCUCGUCCGCCCUGCCACACUCGCAGUCGAACACAUGCUUGAGAAAGGUUCGGCGCAGUUCCUCACCUGGACUGAUUCACAAGGUAAAUCAGCCAUUGAAGUCCUCCUGACCAUUGUCAACCGUCUACUCAACUCGCCCGACGUGGACGAGAACGCGGGUCAAGAAGUCGGCGGGCUCGCCAGUACCCUCGUGAACAAAUUCGGUGCCGACAAGCUAGGCCCCUACCUGAUGGAGUUACUGCGAGCUGUGGCUAUCCGUCUCGCCACCGCAGACCGUAUUCAAUUCAUCCAGAAUCUGUGCAUGGUCUUCGUGGGUCUCAGUCUAGCCGCACCCAAAGAGGUUGUCGAUUUUCUUUCGGAGGUGAACAUCAACGGCGUCAAUGGUUUGGCUGUCGUUUUGACCAAGUGGUUGGAAAACUCGGUCCAUUUUGCUGGAUUCGACGAGGUCCGCCAGAACGUGGUGGCACUGUCCAAGAUCUUCAGCCUGCAGGAUGAACGUGUCAAGAGUGUCAGUGUCAAAGGAGACUUAAUCAUCGACGCGAAUCCCGGUGGAAGGAUCAAGACACGUUCCCAGGCCAGACUGAACCCGGACCAGUGGACAAGUGUCUCCGCGGAUUUGAAGAUUCUCAAAAUCAUGGUCGAUGAGCUCGCGAGUGCGGCGACGAGUCACUUUCCUAACCUUGCGGCGGCACAGGCUGCGGCCGAGGCGCUGGACGAGGAGGACGCAGAGGACGAUGACGGCGAAUGGGAAGACGUUGGAGCCGGCGGAGCAAUCGACCUGGCCAGUGCGAGUGUCAGGAACGACUUGAUGGCCCUGGUCGGUGAGGAUGGCGCCGCGAGUCCGACGGGCAGCAGGGCUCGAGAUGAAGAGACGGCCGAGUACCUGUUGAGCUGGUUCAAGGCCGAGGCCGGCAAGCCUGGCUUCGAGCCUCUUUUUGAACAGUUGAACGAAGAAGAGAAGGGAAAGUUGAGGCAAUUGGCAGCUUAG
Exophiala spinifera is the source of this 3159-nucleotide messenger RNA. RefSeq lists its product as uncharacterized. The transcript is spliced from 2 exons. Gene Ontology annotation, molecular function: small GTPase binding. Gene Ontology annotation, biological process: protein import into nucleus. The record is from RefSeq and is a predicted model, not a curated record. NCBI's taxonomy places the organism in Eukaryota, Fungi, Ascomycota, Eurotiomycetes, Chaetothyriales, Herpotrichiellaceae. Gene Ontology annotation, cellular component: cytosol; nuclear envelope. Bases 1 to 3159 code for a protein of 1052 amino acids.